This is a messenger RNA of Carassius carassius (crucian carp), 1763 nucleotides long. RefSeq names its product hematopoietic SH2 domain-containing protein homolog. NCBI's taxonomy places the organism in Eukaryota, Metazoa, Chordata, Actinopteri, Cypriniformes, Cyprinidae. The coding region runs from base 273 to 1421 and encodes 382 amino acids. The transcript has 6 exons. Gene Ontology annotation, cellular component: cytoplasm. The record is from RefSeq and is a predicted model, not a curated record.
GUCAAACGCCAUACUAUGCGUCGUUCACAAAUCAGCUGUAGCUUCUCUGUAGUCUAUAUAACCAGUCUGUAAACUGAUUAUAUGUUUUUACCAGACACCGAUUGAUGAUUUAAACGUACAAAGCAUUAGAUAUGAAUAGUUCAUGAUCUGAAAUGUGUCGUUGUCGUUGAACUUUUGUUUAAACCACACCCCAACCCAGUUUUAACAGGUGAGGUCACGUCAGCUGCCGUCACUAUACCUGUACUGUGGCUCGCCAGGACACACUGGAUGCCAUGGCUGCGCCUUUACCACAUGACAGCAUUAAUGCAACAUUGGACUGGUUCACUGAAUUCCAGCGCAGCUGCAUUUUGAAGAAUGGAAUUGUUCCAGAAUGGUUCCAUGGGAUAAUAUCCAGGAAGGCUGCAGAGGAAAUGCUGAUGUUCAAACCUCCUGGUUACUUCCUUAUCCGUGUUAGCGAGAGCAGGGUGGGUUAUACAUUAACUUAUCGAGCUGAAGAUCGCUGCAGACACUUCAUGAUUGACGUAUUGCCAGAUAACCAGUACAUUAUAGUGGGAGAAAAGACACACUUCUGCUCCCUUCAUGACUUGGUGGCCUUUCAUCGUAGAAACAUCAUUCUCCCCUACAAUGACUUGCUCACUGUGGCCUGCGAACAGGGUGACAAAAAUAACUACGCUGAGUUGUUGUUUCCUCAAAAGAAAGAUGUAAAACCUGGAAAGGUUGAACGGAUACAUUUUUCAACUCCAACACAUACAGCUCAUUCAAAUAUCGCUGAACACAACCCGACUUCGCCGCUCCAAAACGAAUCAUUUACGCUACCUACAAGUCCUUCUGCGAGACUGUAUCCCAGCUUGGAGAUGGAAUUGAGCUCUUUGAAUCUACAGAGUGUGGAUCAGCCAAAAAAGCCUAUUCUAAAGCCUAGAACAAUAUUUAUGUCCAAACCACCAAAUGACACCACCACAGGUGACACUCCACCACAGUUACCACCCAGAGCAAGCUUGCCAAAUCGUCUGCAAGCUACCGCAGAGGCUGACAGAUCGCAAGGGCUGUUGCCGGUAAGCUCUGACAGACAUCAGAUCCCACCCGACAAACCUGUUGAAGGCCGUACCCAACAGAAAAACCAACAACCAUUGAAACCGGUGGCCAUGGGCCUGGCGCAAAUUAAAAAAAAGCUUAAAAAGAACCGCUCCAAGGAUCACAUGUAUGAGGAGAUCGUUCAAGAUGCGUGUCAGGAAAUUGCAACUUUUCCUGCUUUGGAGAGCAGUAACAUGAACCCUAAACAAUUGGAGGAAAAUGAAUAUCAGGAGAUACCCGAAAAAUCCACAAAUGUUGGCCGUCGGGCAUCUGAUGGGAUUCUCAACUUCACAGAUAGAGAAUUACCACGGGAGUACCUAAAUCCACCUCCUUUUGCACCUGGCUACUAGAUAAAAGCAUAAAGAUGGGUGGUGUUAUUAGAGCAUUUAUUUUAUUGUCAUUGAAUAGUGUCUCAUUGGUCUCUUUGUUGUGAUGUUCUUUUUCGCUAUGCUGCUUUUAAAUUUCUGUCACAACACAUUCUGAACAGAGGUUUGUCAUCUGGAAAAACCUGCUGGACAAUGUCAGAUAUUUUAAUAUAACAAUGACAGAAUGUGUUGUGCCUGUGGGCAUGAAUUUAAAUAUACUUCCAGAUUAUACUUCCUAAAUUCUGGUUAAGAAAAGAAAAGAAAAAACAUUGUAAAUAUUAGCUUUUUACUGUGGUUGGUCAAUAAAUGGACAGAUCAUACAUGAAA